AUGGGCAGCGGGCGGGCGCUGUGGCUGCUGCUGUUCGCCGCCCUGCUGGGCGCGCAGGGAUUCCCCCAGACCAACAUCAAGAUCAGCCAAGCCCUGCCUGAGCCUGUCCAUGCCUACUCCUGCCCGCUCUUCUGGACAGAGUACGAGGGGCACUGCUACCGCUACUUCCCCGUCAACAAAACCUGGGCUGAGGCUGAUCUCUACUGUGCUGAGUUCUCCAUCGGCAUCAGGUCAGCCAAGCUGGCCUCCAUCCACAGCUGGGAAGAAAACGUGUUUGUGUACGACCUGGUGAACAGCCGUGUGCCCGGCAUCCCCACGGACAUCUGGACAGGACUCAACGACCUGCGGCAGGAGGGUCACUUUGAGUGGACAGAUGGCUCCUCCUUCGACUACCACUACUGGGAUGGCAGCCAGCCCGACGAUGGGAUCCACUCCAUCCCGGAGGAGGAGGACUGCGUGCAGAUCUGGUUCAGGCACAGCAGCGCCCUGCGCUCCUGGAACGACAACGCCUGUGGCAGAGCCUUCCCCUUCGUCUGCAAGAUCCCCUCCCUGGCCCUGGACUGAGGCUCUGGUGCUGCCCAC
Messenger RNA from Oenanthe melanoleuca, 582 nucleotides. RefSeq names its product C-type lectin domain containing 19A (gene CLEC19A). The transcript is spliced from 5 exons. Bases 1 to 564 code for a protein of 187 amino acids. Lineage: Eukaryota; Metazoa; Chordata; Aves; Passeriformes; Muscicapidae. Gene Ontology annotation, molecular function: signaling receptor activity. The record is from RefSeq and is a predicted model, not a curated record.